Messenger RNA from Pseudo-nitzschia multistriata, 1177 nucleotides. Lineage: Eukaryota; Bacillariophyta; Bacillariophyceae; Bacillariales; Bacillariaceae. The record is from the annotation of a GenBank genome assembly.
CUCGCCCCGGCGCGGAUUUUCGAGCGUUUCGGCAUCCGGAAUUUUCAURUGUAUGAAGAUCAGAAUCGUCUCAACCGUUCUUCGUUUUACCAUCUCAUGUGUUCAGCGCGGCACGAAUCUGAAAGCUGGAGAAGCUUUUGUUACAAAUAACAAUCGUUGCCUGCCGCAUCGACAUUUACCAAGAAAACAAAACAUUAUAACUCAAGUUCAUCGCACCAUGCCUCUCCUCACUGCUACUGUUGUCAAGGAAGAAACGAGCUCAAAGCUUGGAAUCGCUUUCGAGCGCCUCGCUGAGGAUAAGGCCAUGACCAUCAAAUUGAUCCGAGAUGAUAGUCUUUUUGCCGGAAGCGAUUUAUGCGAGGGCUUGAUUGUUGCCAGCGCUGUCGGUAAGGACAUGGAGGGUAUGUCUCCUAAGGACUGCGCUGAUGCCUUGCGAGAAGCCCCUGGAGGUGAGGAAAUCUCUUUGGUUUGCAAGGGAAGUAAGGCCACCAUCAAAAAGGAAAAGAAAAAGCUUCUGAAGAAGGAACCCAAGAUUGGKAUUUCCUUCAAGAGCACCACCAGUGCUCCAGGAAAGAUCUUCAUUUCUAACAUUAAGGAAGACAGCAAGUUCGCUGGAACUGAUUUGACUGUUGGACACCAAGUCCUCACCAUCAACGGACAGAAGUGUCCUGGCCGAGUGACCGAGGCUGUUGAAAUGUUGACCAAGAAGGGUGUUUCGGAGAUCACUCUUGUCACCAUCGACCCCGAAGACGAAAUUGUUGUUCCCAAGGUCAAGGAAGAGCCUGUCGAAGAAGUUGUUGAAGAGAAGAAGGAAGACACAGAAGCGGCUGCCGCCGAAGAGCCAAAAGAAGCUGAAGAAGACUUGACACCCGAGGGCAACAAGACCAUCCUCGACACUAUGUUCGGUGUAUGCAUGUGCUAAACGCCAAGCGCAUAUUCUGGCUAUCUAUCAACCAACAAAAGUAGUACUCGAAGCAAUGCCUAUUCAUGGGUUCGACGAAGACUGUGGUGACACAUCCAAUACUGGGGUGCCCGGUAUGACCCUUGUUUUGAGAUGUCAGGGACAUGCUUUUCCAGUGCCCGGCACACAGUGCUAUUGGARCACUUGCGUGUGCCUAUUAUGUUGAGACAUAUACGUGUUAAUAUUAAAAAAUAAAAGUAAAAUUCUACUUUGCCA